AUGUUGGACAAAUUGACACAUUUUAAAAAUUUAUUAAGUACCGAUGAGAAACGAUCAUCAGAUAUUAUGGAUUUAUCUAGUAAGAUUUCAUCAAAAACUGAUUCAUGGAAUUUUGACAAUUUGUUCACUUUAAACUUACAUAAUCAAUCUGAUUAUCAUCAUGCAUCAGUGUCAUUUCUACAUAAUCAUCAUGAUCCUACUAACGCAAAUGAAAACAGUCAGCUAUUAUCCUCGUCGUCAGCGAAAUCACUAGCCUACUGUACACCGAAUCCAGUGCCAAAUUUACCAGAGAAUAAUCAAGUUCACUUUUUAGAAUAUCGUGGUGCACAUUUAGCAACAUUCACAGUGAAUGGACGUGAUUUAAUUUGUUUGCCUCAAGCAUUUGAAUUAUUUUUAAAACAUUUAGUCGGUGGACUACAUACAGUUUAUACUAAAUUAAAACGUCUUGAUAUUAUACCAGUUGUGUGCAAUGUUGAACAAGUACGUAUACUAAGAGGCUUAGGUGCAAUACAACCAGGUGUGAACCGUUGUAAAUUGAUUGGACCACAAGAAUUUGACAUCCUAUAUGCUGAUUGUACAAAUUCAAGGCCUGGCCGUCCAUCAAAACGUCUCGCUGCAAUCGAGACACCUGUCCUAUCCUCUGCUCUUAGAUCCCGUCAAUCAACUACCUGUUACAACAAUGAUUCAGGUGAAUCCACUCCAAAACAAUCACGCAACAGUACAAGUGAAGAUGAAAACAGCGGAAAUAACCAGUCACAAUCAGAGCAAACCAUAUGGCCCAACUCUCAAAGCAAUAUUUCAGCUUAUUCGUUAAUGAAUUCAUCCAAAUUUGUUUUACCUCUACUAAUGAAAGAAAAUGUGUUUGGACAUUUGGAAACCGUUUAUUCGUCUUUUAUGAAAUAUGCACUUUCAAAUUAUCAAAACAGAUUAGAACAUGAACAAAAUUCUUGUGAAUCGACGAAUUUAAAAUCUGUCUAUGACAGUGUAGAAAAGAACGUGGCCGUUUCAUCCAGUGAUGUACCGCAAGUAUUUUCGGAUAAUAUAAUGACUCAUUCUGAUCGGCAUUCUACUGAAAAUCUACUAGACGAAGACACAGUGAGCUCACCUACAGAACCAAAAACGAUGGAAAAUUCUAAUCAACUAUCAAAUUAUCAACAAUUAUUUGAUUCUAAAUUGCAGUACUUUUUAAAUCAAUUUAUUGGAAUGAAUAGCCAUUGGAAAUCUGUACAUCAUUCAGUAGAUACAUUUGAAUCAACAAUGAAUGCUUUGAAUGCACAAAUUAAAAUCAAAUCAACUGAACAAUUUGAUCAGCAUCUACAUCAUUCUAACUGUUCAUUUAAUAUGAAUCAAUCAGAAUCUUUAAAAUGUGACAAAUCCAGUCAACCAUUUCAAACAUUAUAUCCAGACGAUUCAUUCAAAGAAAAAGUUCCAAAUGUGAAACCAUCAACAUCUAUAAAUGAUUGUUACAAUAAUGAUGAAGAAUCGUUUCAUGAAUCGUCACAUCCUCAUAUUUUCAAUUCGUUAGGAUAUUUAAAAAAUUUAAAGUUGAAUAAACCAGCCUGUCUGAAUUUCUCAGUAGAACAAAUUAAAAUGGAUUCGAAAAGCGCCACAAUGUCUGAAUCCAAUGAAAAUGAAGAUGAUAAGGAGGAAGAACAAAUUGACACUCCACAACGUCAUUCAACUGAUUACAAAAGAAAAGAAAUAGCACUAACAAGAAAUAAUGAUAACUGUAAUGAUCUGCAUGAUGAUCAACAUGAUGAUUCGGAUGAAGAUUAUAUUUGUAACAAUCAUUGUGACAAUGAUGAAGUGACCAAGAUCAGUCAUAAUAAAGACAUGUCGAAAAUGAUAACCAUAUUGAAUUACUAUUAUUGGUGGUUACAAUAUAUGUCAAAUGAAUUUUCUCGUGAAAAGCAAUCAGUCAUUAAUGAAUCGAAAGAAUCAGUAUUUAAUAAUUUUCCUUCAUUUGGUUGUUAUACCAAUUUAUUCCCUAAUUGUAAACCUCAUUAUGCUAUAAAUAAAUAUACUAAUCAAUCGAUAGCAAGACCAACAUAG
Messenger RNA from Schistosoma turkestanicum, 2052 nucleotides. NCBI's taxonomy places the organism in Eukaryota, Metazoa, Platyhelminthes, Trematoda, Strigeidida, Schistosomatidae. The record is from the annotation of a GenBank genome assembly.